Messenger RNA from Silurus meridionalis, 2216 nucleotides. RefSeq names its product cannabinoid receptor interacting protein 1b (gene cnrip1b). Bases 461 to 949 code for a protein of 162 amino acids. The record is from RefSeq and is a predicted model, not a curated record. Lineage: Eukaryota; Metazoa; Chordata; Actinopteri; Siluriformes; Siluridae. Gene Ontology annotation, biological process: negative regulation of signaling receptor activity. Gene Ontology annotation, molecular function: type 1 cannabinoid receptor binding. The transcript has 3 exons. Gene Ontology annotation, cellular component: plasma membrane.
GUGUGUGUCUACAUAGAGAAGACAGUAUAUACCAACACAACACAGGAUGUAUGGUUUCAUGUAAAUAAUACAUUAAUUUGGAGGAUUACACAGUGUAUUUGGGGGCCACGUGUGUGUGUGUGUGUCUACAUAGAAAAGACAGUAUAUACCAACACAUGUAUGGUUUCAUGUAAAUAAUAAAUUAAUUUGGGAUGGGGGAUUACUUAAUUUAUUUUGGGAGGGGAGGCUGGGAUUUAGUUUGUUUUUACACGUCACUUAGAAUCCCCUUGAGAUUUGGAUACACGAUUUGAAAUUGUAGUCGAUGCUUUCAUCCCUUCAUCUGAUUCCGUCAUACUUUAAUCUCACCGCGUUAAUCCUUUCAUCUAAUUCUGUCAUCCUUUCAUCUUCACAUCUUUAUCAUCUAAUCGUUUUUCUAUCUAAUCUUUAAUUUUCUCAUCUCAGCCUGUCUGAUCGCAGCACCAUGACCGGAGUUCCGCAGCUGAUUAAAAUCGCAUUCUCCCUGAAGAGCACUUCGGGUGAGGGCCACGUGUUCUUUAAGGCGGACGGAACGAGAUUUGAUCAGAACCGAACCAUAAAACUGCUCACAGGCACCAAAUAUAAAAUAGAAGUAACUGUCAAGCCCGGCGCGGCCGAGGUCACAUCCAUGAGCGUUGGUGGGGUUACGUUUCCUUUGGAGCAGAAGUCUAAAGACCCUCAGGCGGUAGUGUAUUCAGCGGUGUACAACACGGAAGGGGUGGCACACACCAAAAGUGGAAAGCGGGAGUGUGUCCAAGUGGGAAUACAGUUUAUGUCUGCAGGCCUCUUCGAGACUACGUGGCAGGUCAAAUUCUACAACUACAAGAAGCGAAACCACUGCCAGUGGGGCAGUAGUUUCCGCAGUAUUGAGUAUGAGUGCAAACCUAUUCACCCCCACGGCCUGAUGUCCAUCAGUAAGGAAACCUAUUUGUGAGAAAGUACAAAUAACAACUAAGAAAGCAUAAGAAUCACAUUCAUGACCAGCAGUGAAGCGCACAUUCACAUAUCAGUUAUAAUGAGUAUCCAUAUAGCAUUCAUAAUAGUAUACACACAUAACUUUCAGGUCCUGUAUAACAUUAUCAUCCCAUUAUUAGGUGAUGCCAUGACUGGGAUUUUGCUUAAUAUUAUUUAUUUAAGGCAUCUUUGUUAUGUUGUUUGAUGUUUGUCCGUUUUGUGUUCUGUGAUAUCUGUGUUUGAGAAACAGUGUUCAGUUCAAUUAGAAUGCAAUAAAUCAUCCUUCCAAACCGAACGCCAUGCAGGCAUUCUACUAAAGGUCAUCAUUUUUCGUCUAUACUAUUGUGCUCGAUGUCUCAAAUGCAUUUUAGGUCCAAGACCUUCUCGAUGUGUAGUUUAUUAUAAGCAUUUUUAUUCAGGUUGCAUUGCUGCCUCUAUUUGAUCUUGGGCUGGAGUUUAUUCAGCAUUUCUGUGGAUGUUUUCUUUUCCCCUGUGAUUUUGUGUGACUUUUCCUCAGGUUCUCUCUGUCCAGAAACACACAGGUAGGCACAUUGGCUAGGUUUAAAAUCCCUGUAGAUAUGCCUGAAUUUGUGUGUGUUUGUGUGUGUGUUUAUGUUUGUGUGUGUGCAUGGUGCUCUGCCAUUCUAUCCAUUUUUCCAAGCUGAAUUUUCCCUUUAUGCUUCCAUUGUUCCUGGAAAACAGACUCCAGUCAGAUCCAUUGUGACUCUGAUUAAAAUAAAGUAGGUAGCAACAGUGAUUGAAAGAUAAUGCACAUAUUUUAUUUAAGGUUGUGGAAUUGAGAAUACAUGAGAUUGUUGUUUACAGUUUUUGAGAAAAUACGUUUACACAUCAAAAAAAUAAAUUGAUAUCUUUUUAUUUGAUACUGUAUUAAUAAAACCAUCUACACUUUUUUUUGUUUCCAUGGUUUCAAUGCUACUCUAUAAAACAUUGUGGUGUGUAAUACGAUUUAAUAAUUCACAUUUUUAUAACAAUAUAUAUAAAAAAGACAAUAUUUUUUAUUGCAUGUAUUGAGCCUUGUGGCCGGCAGAUGGCGCUAAAGUAACAGAUCUGCACUUGGCAGACUUCAAUACUGCGGAAACCAAAACGAGCGCUUAUAACCUAUUCAUUGUGCUUUGCAUAUAGGACAUGUUAUUAUCUGUCAUAAUAUCGUCUAUAUUACAGGAUAUUCUCAUGCACCUGUAAAUAUUCACUAGGCUAAACAAUGGAAUUCGACCACUUAUUAGAAA